GAAGGGCAGUCAGGGUGUGUGUGGCCCCAGCUGCCCCUGGGCUCCAGCCCUUGGGCGGAAAUCUACAGCCACCAUGUAAGAGGAAGCUAGAGGCUGGAUGUGUGCUGGGAAUUUCCCUCUGGGCUUGUGGUCGCAUUUGAUCCUGUAGGACUUCCUUCUGAAUACUCACAUUAUUGGCCACCACAUGUGGUAGGUCAUGUUACCAAGUCUUUAGCAAAUGUGAUUUCUCCUGGGGUGGGAAGAAUCCUGGCCCGUAUUUAGUGGCUGUUCUGGGAGCCAGCCAAAUCCUGGGUAAUGGAAUUCCCCUGUGUGUUGGCCCCUCCUGUCAGGUGGAUGGGUGGGACACAGUUGAGCAAGGGUGUCUGUUGGAAAGGGCCCUACCCUAACCCUAUGCAGUCAAACAUAGGGGCUGCUUUUUCCUUCCCUUUUCCUCUCGGAGACGUGCCUCCCACAGCUCUUCAUCCUCCAGCUCCAUCUGGAUCAGUUGCCUUCUCAGUCUGUGGUACCCUGGGAAUUCCCUUCUCCUGACUCCCGAGUAGAAGGCCCUGCUCUCGGACCCUGUGUCUUCUUUUUCCUUGUUUACUGACUUGUUUUGUUGGAGCACAUCCUCCAGUAGCUUCCUGAGAAAGGUACUUAGGAAGUACAUCACAUGAGACCUUGCAUGUCUGGUUUUUGAUGCAACGAAUACCACCCGAGAACGGAGAGCGACCAUCUUUAAUUUUGGGGAACAGAAUGGCUACAAGACCUUUUUUGUGGAGUCCAUCUGUGUGGAUCCUGAGGUCAUAGCCGCUAACAUCGUGCAAGUGAAACUUGGCAGCCCCGAUUAUGUGAACCAUGAUAGUGAUAAGGCCACGGAGGAUUUCAUGAGGCGCAUUGAAUGCUAUGAGAAUUCAUAUGAGUCAUUGGAUGAGGACCUGGACAGGGAUCUGUCCUACAUCAAGAUCAUGGACGUGGGACAGAGCUACGUGGUGAACCGUGUGGCUGACCACAUCCAGAGCCGUAUUGUAUAUUACCUCAUGAACAUCCAUGUGACCCCCCGCUCCAUCUACCUCUGCCGACAUGGGGAGAGUGAGCUCAACCUCAAGGGCCGGAUUGGCGGGGACCCAGGACUGUCCCCUCGGGGCAGGGAGUUUGCCAAGAGUCUGGCCCAGUUCAUCAGUGAUCAGAACAUCAAGGACUUGAAGGUCUGGACGAGCCAGAUGAAGAGGACAAUCCAGACAGCUGAGGCCCUGGGUGUGCCUUAUGAACAGUGGAAGGUCCUCAACGAGAUUGAUGCGGGCGUCUGUGAGGAAAUGACUUACGAGGAAAUUCAGGAUCAUUAUCCACUGGAGUUUGCCCUGCGGGACCAGGACAAGUACCGGUACCGGUACCCCAAGGGGGAGUCUUACGAGGACCUGGUCCAGCGGCUCGAGCCUGUCAUCAUGGAGCUGGAGAGGCAAGAGAAUGUGCUGGUCAUCUGCCACCAGGCUGUGAUGCGCUGCCUCCUGGCCUACUUCCUGGAUAAGGCCGCAGAACAGCUGCCCUACCUCAAGUGUCCACUGCACACCGUCCUGAAGCUGACCCCUGUGGCUUACGGUUGUAAAGUGGAGUCGAUAUUCCUGAACGUGAUGGCUGUGAAUACGCACCGGGACAGGCCUCAGAAUGUAGAUAUCUCGAGGCCUCCAGAGGAAGCCCUCGUCACGGUCCCUGCUCACCAGUGACCAUGUCUCAUCCACUGCAACCCCCAGGCAGGUACUGAUCUCUGCAGAUGAGAUCAUUACAGGCCCCUGCUCCAUGUGACAGUUUCUAUGCUGGAUCAUCCUCAAUGCCACACCUGGUUGGUGGCACCCAGAGCCCCCGCACAGCCCACCUGCUUCCUUGUUAAUGGCGACAGGGUUAUACGUGGUGCCUGACCUGCUGCUAAGAAUCAUUUGGCCAGACUGCGUCUGCCCUGGGCUGGUGAGAGGUUUCCUAGCAACCCGGUCCUUCUGUUGCAGCUGUGAGGUGUCCUCUCACCGGUCGGUUGGCUUUGUGAAGUGUGAAACCCUAAACAUGUGAACAGAAAGCACUUGCUGUGAUGAUCCCACCAGGCCGAGCUGUCUAAAGUGGACCGGGGACCCCUGCAGGGGCUCCGCCGUCUCCUCUGUGGCCACUUCCUGAGCCUGAGGCAAGGUCUUCAUGGCAGCCUGAGCUCCACUGCCUUGGGUGAGAAAGAGCCCUUCCCAUCCUGCCCUGCCAGGACCCGUAGAGCCACCAAGGCAGGUACCUCCACUGGCUAGGCCACUUGUAUGAGCAGUGUGCUCACUUCACCACGACAUGAUGUACAGAACACGCAGGGAACACAGCCUUUGUGGUCACCGCUUCUCAACUGCGCACACACUGGAACAUUGGCGAGAGCUGAUGGCCAAGGCCACCCCUGCCCACCUGCUGCACAGGGAAAGCACGUAAAGACAGGGUGGUUGUGUGAGUUCUUCCCAGUGUACACCCAGGUGCUUGAGGGAGGGGCUGCUGUCCCCCUUCCCUCCUGGCCCUGCCUGCUAGGCUACCUCUUGCCUGUUGCCGCCUGUGUCCACACAGGAGUGUACCCCGGUGGCCGAGACGUGCAUUUGCUGUGAACGAUUCAGAGAAAAAUAAGACUGUCCUGGCAUUCAUUGACCUCUGCCCGUGGGACUGAGCCGGGGAAAGGGCGGGCUCCUGAGGUACCCGUCCAGGGGAGGAUUUUCUCAGCCAUAUCGUAGCUUUUGAUUCACGUGUAUGGGAGCCUGGCAGAAAACGAUCUCAGAAGGCUACCAUCUGUCACGCCCCUGAGUUCUUUUGAGCCCAGAGAGGCAGGCUGGGCAGUGGGUUUGGGCUCCAUUUUAUAGCUGAGCAGGAGACCUGUCCAGCAAGUCGCAAGCCUGGGUGAGAAGGUGUCUGGACCUGUAGUCGGACGCCCCACCGUCCACAGGACCCAGGAUCCCAAGCCCACCUUGUACCCGGAACCUUCCUUGGCAGAACAACCCACCUUUCCCAGCCUUCCAGGGCUUUGCAGCCUGCAGGUGCCACCUGUCCCUGAGGGAAGUUCAUGUCCCUGCCCCAGCUGGCGGUCUGUCAGCCUUGGGUGCUGCAGUGGCUGUGGACAGACACGGUGGAGGGCUGGGGCAGGAUCUUCUGGACUUACCUCCUGCCAGAGCCCCAAGCCCUAGACUCAGGACCAGGGGACCAUGCCACUGCCUUUGGGACAUGAGGACCACAGCCUUUGUUUCUGUGUCCCCAGAGUCUUGGGUGACUCGGUCACUUGGACACACUCACUUUUUGGCCAUAGUGGUACUCUUUUGUUGGUGGCACCUACGUCUGGAUGUCCCCACUUCGCCAGGACCUCGAACUGGCUGAGGCAUGACCAGCGAGGCCUUUUCUCUGUGCCCAGAGGGCAGUCAGGAGCUGACAAGGCCUGGGAUAAGGCAGAAGGAAGCCUGGGGGCAUGGUGUGGGUUGGGGCCUUUCCUCUCUGCCUGUGCCCUGGAGUGGUCUCUGCAUGGUCAGCAACCCACUGGGUUGACCACUGGUUCUAUCCAUGAUGGCGGAUGUGCUUGUGUUGAAGACACUUUCCCGUUCUUUUCAGAAUGGAGGUUGUUGGAUCUCAGCCACACAUUACACUGUGUCUAGCAUUCUUUGCAAUAAAUACUUUUUCUAAAAAAAUUGGGCACCUGGCUGGCUCAGUUGGUAGAGUGUGCAGCUGUAUCUCGGGGCCGUGAGUUCGAGCCCCAUGUUGGGCCUAGAGCUUACUUUAAAAAAAAAUAAAAUAUAUAAGAAUCUAA
This is a messenger RNA of Neofelis nebulosa (Clouded leopard), 3775 nucleotides long. RefSeq names its product 6-phosphofructo-2-kinase/fructose-2,6-biphosphatase 4 (gene PFKFB4). Gene Ontology annotation, molecular function: 6-phosphofructo-2-kinase activity; ATP binding; fructose-2,6-bisphosphate 2-phosphatase activity. The record is from RefSeq and is a predicted model, not a curated record. Gene Ontology annotation, biological process: fructose 2,6-bisphosphate metabolic process; fructose metabolic process. NCBI's taxonomy places the organism in Eukaryota, Metazoa, Chordata, Mammalia, Carnivora, Felidae. The transcript has 11 exons. Bases 864 to 1700 code for a protein of 278 amino acids. Gene Ontology annotation, cellular component: cytosol.